Molecule: messenger RNA, 5466 nt
Organism: Gopherus evgoodei (Goodes thornscrub tortoise)
Lineage: Eukaryota; Metazoa; Chordata; Testudines; Testudinidae
Product: solute carrier family 35 member E2A-like
Exons: 10
Coding region: 407-1636 (409 amino acids)
Cellular component (GO): Golgi apparatus
Molecular function (GO): antiporter activity
Source: RefSeq, a predicted model, not a curated record
UGCGCCUCCUGCCCUCAGCAGCCCGAGCGGCGGGAUGGCUCGGGCCGGGGCUGCGGCAGGGGGCGGCGACGUUCCGGGCUGAGAUCCGGCGAGGGGCAGUCUCCCAACCACUGCCACGUUUUCAUCUAUCUGUAAACAUCAUGACCGUUGGUAUCAGGGGAGAGCAACCAAAUUAAUCCCAGAUGGAGAACUAUUUCAGCCAAUAAAAUGCAGUUGACCACUGGAAGGAAGUAUGUGAAGUUUAUUUCUAAACAAGAUGCUGUCUGGAGGACCAAAUAAACUUUUGUGGACCAUUGAAACCGAAAGAUUAAUUACAUGACAUUAUUUUUGUCUCUUCACCAUGUGGUUCAAUACUAAGUAAACGUUGCUUUAUGUGAAGACCAAACAGUAGCCUUCUGACAUCAACAUGUCGUCUGUAACAAACACUCAGACUCUGGUGGACCUUGAUCCUCCUGUCCUUGAGGAAAAGUCAAAGGGGAAAUCAUUAUUUCAGUUGGGCCCCCUCUUUGCUAGCAGGAGUGAGAAAUUUGUGAUUGCCAGGAGUGACAGUGUACCAGAAGAAAAUGUACUGAAAAUAACCAUCACCGAGACUACAGUCAUUGAGUCGGACUUGGGCAUCUGGAAUUCUCAUGCUCUGAUCUACCUCACAUUGUGGUUUUUCUUCAGCUUUUGUACCCUUUUUCUUAACAAAUACAUUCUUUCACUGCUGGAAGGAGAGCCCAGCAUGCUAGGUGCUGUUCAGAUGCUUUCAACCACUUUCAUUGGCUGUAUAAAAAUGUUUGUUCCAUGUUGCUUGUACCAGCACAAAACACGUAUCUCUUACCCUCCCAAUUUCAUCAUGACAAUGCUGUUUGUUGGACUGAUGAGGUUUGCAACAGUGGUUUUAGGUCUAGUAAGCUUGAAAAAUGUGGCUGUUUCAUUUGCUGAAACAGUUAAAAGCUCUGCACCUAUUUUUACUGUCAUUAUGUCCCGGAUGAUUUUAGGCGAAUACACUGGAUUGCUGGUGAAUCUGUCUCUCAUUCCUGUCAUGGGAGGAUUAGCUCUAUGUACAGCCACUGAAAUCAGUUUCAACAUUCUGGGUUUUUCGGCAGCUUUGUCUACUAACAUCAUGGACUGUUUGCAAAAUGUUUUUUCCAAAAAGCUGCUCAGUGGAGACAAAUAUAGGUUUUCAGCUCCAGAACUUCAGUUUUACACAAGUGCUGCUGCAGUUAUUAUGCUCAUUCCAGCUUGGAUAUUUUUCAUGGAUGUGCCAGUGAUUGGGAAAAGUGGAAGGCGUUUCAGUUACAACCAAGAUGUCAUUGUACUGCUCCUAAUAGAUGGAGUCUUGUUCCAUUUGCAGAGUGUUACAGCAUAUGCCUUGAUGGGAAAGAUUUCUCCUGUAACUUUCAGUGUUGCUAGUACAGUGAAGCAUGCGUUGUCAAUCUGGUUAAGUAUUAUUGUGUUUGGUAACAAAAUUACAAGCCUCUCAGCCAUUGGGACAGUUCUAGUAACAAUUGGCGUUUUGCUAUAUAACAAGGCAAAGCAACAUCAGCAAGAAACAAUACAAAGCCUGGCAGUGGCAGCCCCACAACCCUCACAGAGCACAACGGAAGAUACCAAGCCACUAAUAUCCAAGGAUUUAAAGCCAUAUGAUUGAUAUGGCUCUUAAUUGUUCCACCACAACCUGACACAACUCAGAGGAACUUUGCCUUAAAUGGAUGCUACCCCAGCUGUUGACAAUGCUUGGUUGCUUUGAAUUCACAACAGGUGAAAGAAUGGACUUUGCUGCAGAGAGGGGGAAAAAAGGAGAAAAUCUUAUAAGCCCUGGUUUACUAGAAACUGACAUGUAGAACAGAAGACCAAGAGUAAUCCAGCAUGGUAAACAUUGGCUUCAUACUCCUUCCUUGACUCUGCAAAUAAAUAACAAGGCUAUAUUGGAGAUAAAACUUCAGUGUCAGAUGGAAAAAUAACUUGUACCCCAGCCCCACCAAAGUAAUGUGAUAACAUGACCCAUCCCUGUUUUCUGCAUGCUUGCAGUAGGAUGAAACUAGUGCAUAGGAAAAAGAUGUGUAGUUGCCACUUUUCGUAAACAUCCUAGACUGUUUGUGUGCGUGGUGAGGAUCUGGAAGAAAGCACUUUGAAAGACGAAAUCAGUCAUUUUCGUUUACACAGCUGUUAGUGUAAACUAUGAAUAUGAGCAGCUACUCUUGAGUAUAAAGCCAGCAGAGAGAAUUUGUGCUUUCCUUUGAAAUUUUCUAACAACUGGAGCAUUGCAGUUUGCCUGGGUACCGACCACAUUCAUGUGUCUGCAAGCUGAAACACACACACAUACCUAUAUACUAGGAGUCAACACAAAUAAGUAUAGUUGCUAUCAGGCAAAAACCACUGGAAAUUUUCAGAAAUAAAUGAGGCAUCAGCAUUUCCAUAGUAAGUACUGUCUUAAUUUUAAAAAUAAAAAAGUUUCCUUUGCAUUGUAAUUUAUCAUAAAAUAUUUUUAAGGCAAGUGGGGAAUGAGUUUGAUUUUUCUUUUUUUAAUUUAUAGGAAAGCAGUAAAAAAACAAUAGACUUCUUGAAAUUCGGCGCUACAACUCUGGGUUUAGCUUUUGUGCUCAAGUAUUUUAGUAUGUCCUCUUACAAUGAUACAAAGUCAGAGUGGAUAGAGUUUAAGGGUAGAGUUUUAACCUUAAACUGGGAAUAUUCUGGCAUCUGUUUCUUUUAACAGUUUUUUUUUUAAUUUUGCAUGAUAUAGUAUUAAAAAAAUUCAGUGCUUUGCGAGAAAGAAGGUAGAAAGCUUCAGCUUCAUUUUGAUUAUUUCACAUUUAAAAAAUGCUAAAUCUUUCUUCAUUGUUGUUAGGAUUACAGCAUAGGCCUCUCUCUCCAUAGGGCAGCCACUGUCAUUCAUCAAGAUUUAGAAAUUUCCUACACUAACUGGUGUAGUCCUGAUUUUACUUAAUGUUAAUGAAACCCAAAUCAGUGCCACGAAGCACUGUGUAUCAUGCCAUCGACAUGUCCUAACUUUUAUCAGACAAAAAUAUAGCAACUUGCUCUGUGUACAGUCAGAUUUAUCUCUCAAACAGUGUGGAAAAAAAUAGAAUCCUACUAAAGAUGUAGUUACUAGGAAGGUACUGUCUUAAAAUGUCUUUACAAGUGGUGGAUUUGCUCACUUAUAUAGGGCUUUUAAUAUAAAAGAAAUUGCCCUUUCAACUGCUAACAAUAAGUUAUUUUCUCCAGUAGACCAAACCAUUAAACUACAAGUAACAAACCCAUAUAAGAUAUAAUCUGGGCAUCAUGAAGUGUUCACAGUGGGCUGUGAAAAACUGGGAACAAAAAACAAAGCUAAGGUAUUAUUCUCAGUGUUAAUCCUUUUUUCCCGCCUACACACUAAUGUUUGCACUAGCUUUAUGUCUGUAUGACAUGAUCUGGAGAGUGGUUUCUGCUGUAAGGUCAGGGAUAUUGGGUCCACACCCAAACAAAGCUAUUCACUGUUUAAAAAUCCAGUAGUUAAUGUAAAGUGGACAUGUUGCAAUAUAAAACUGUUUCCUUUUAGCUGUUAGAUAUGACUUGCAACUGUAGUUGUCUCUUUAGACAUGUUUACUUAUUUGUGCAAAUCUGCCGCAUGUCUAGAUCCCUUUAGGGAAAUAAAAAAUUAAGCUUAGGGUUCUGUUUGAUAGUAUGCUAGCUUCAGAAGAGUCUGUCUAUAUGAAAGAGCCCACCAUCUAUCCUAUAAUAAGUUGAGCAUAGUCAGCAGAAUUUAUUGGACACAUUCUGCACAUAGCCAAUUGGCAUAUUUUUCCAGCCUGGCACUAUUUUUCUCAUCUACACAAGGGGCAAACAGAUCUGUAGCUCCAUUUGCCUUGUGACAGCUCAACAUCUGGCCAAAUAAACUAUGUGAAUGAGCCAAAUUUUUGAUGAAUGUCAUCUAGAUGCAAAGCCCUAGGUAAAGCUGUGCACUGUGAGAUCUGGCUCAUUUUGAAGUUCUGCCAUCCAAUAGUUGAUUUAUCAUUCUGCCAAGAACGUACAGUUGCAAUUUCACUGAGAUUUUCAAAGACCAGUAUCACUUCUUGGCUUACAUAAAGGUAGAUAAUUGUCAAUAAUUGUGCAUGGAAUCAAUAUUUUAACUAACAUUUUUUAUAAAAAGUACACAUCUUCCAUAAACUGCCAUUUUAAGAUGUUAUAUAAGUGGCUUAAUGAAAGCAUUGAUUUUUUUUUUUUAAGCUUGUCCUGAUGUAAGUUACCCAACGCAUUAUUUUCAUUGCCGGUUUCUUUUUUAUUGCAUAUAUGCCUUUUUGUUAACGAGAAAAUAUGUGAACUGCAUGCAAAGAUGGAUUGGAUUUGGAUCAUUAGGUGGCUCAACAGUCAGGCCUUUGAGGUCUAUUAAACUCCGAGAACAGAGUUCUUUAAUGUUCUCUCUUUGGAAAACAUGACAAAUGUCCUGUUGCCAAAGAGUAUAAUAUGUUUGUUUGAAAACCAAAGGACAUAUCCUUAUUUUGCAUGCGUGAUUUUAAUGCAUCAGAAUAAAUAUAUAGCCUUGGAUUUCUGGAAUGUCAUAGGGCCUUCAACGAAACCAUUGUGUAAAUACCUAGCUAAUUUGACAAGGAUGGUGAUACUGAAAGCCACAGGGUAAACAAAAAUCACAGCAGGCUAGGGCAGGUAUUUAUUUUAAAAUCCCGCCCCCCCCACCCCCACUCUAGUAUGGCAUACUGAUGCUUGUCUGAAGGGACCAACUGACUUGCAAAUAUAAGGAAACAGAUAGAUAGUUCUGCAUUUUGUAUUUUAACUAUGAUGAUACUAUCCCCAGAACUGCAUAUCCACCAUCUGAAGAUGUGGUUAAUAAAGCUGCUGUCACACAAUGAUUAUUAUAUAUAUUAAUCUCCCCAUGGAUAUAAAAUGCUGGGUUAAUUGUAAUUAGGUUGUGACCAUUUCAUCUUGAAUCCCUUUCUUCCCUUAUGACUAGUGAUCCCAGUGUUCUAGCCACACUGCAAUUUGAUCUUUCUCUAACUUUCCUAUAAAGAUCUAAGUAGCAUUUGUCGCACAAAUGAAUUACUGUGAAGACUCCAUUAUAUUGCAUUGACUCUGCUGACUGGAUUUUAGCAUAGGUGACUGACUUAAGUAGCCAUGAGGAAUAAUACUUUAUUCAAAUAUGAAUCAAAGCUGAUAUUUUUGUUUGUUUUUUUUAAAAGGCAGUUAUAGCUCAUGGCCCAUUCCUGACUUUUAUUCAGGUUAUUUUCUGCGGGUUAUUUUCCCUGUGUUUUCAUCUUUUAGUGGGUGCAGGUUAGGGAUGUAAAUACUGUUUAAAAAGUUAACCGUUUAAACUAUUAAAAUUAUAUUGUUUAAUCGGUUAACCAGUUAAACGGAGAGGUGCUGGGUUUGGCUGGUUGGCCUGGGGCUGGGGCUGAGGUCAGCUGGUCCGGGACUGGGGCCACUCUGACUGGCUGGCCCGAGGUUGGGAGUUAAGGUGGGUUAACCAGUAAGACUAAUGCUUACCGG